GACAGAUUCAUAGAUUUUGGACCACGUCAACAAAGACUCUUCCCUAGUUUCUUCAUCAAGCAUUUUCACGAUAAACAGCACUCAUAACAUUCCGAAAGGCAAUAAUCAUUUUCUCAGCGAGGUACAACGAUGGCUCCAUCAACAGCUCAGGAUGUUGCGUCGGCGAUUCUAAGCGUGACCGAGAAGUCGAUUGUGCCCCUAACGGCAGCCCAAGUGUCACAAGGAUCCAAAUUGUUUGGGGCGGCGAUCCUUGAGAGGUCGAAUUUAUCGCUGGUGAUUGCGGAGACCAACAACGAACGCGAGUCACCGUUGCUGCAUGGCGAGAUCAACUGUAUCCAACAAUUCUUCAAGAUCCCCAAGACAGACAGGCCUGAGACCAAGGAUUGUAUCUUCUUCGCGACUCAUGAGCCUUGCUCUCUGUGUCUGAGUGGCAUUACCUGGUCCGGCUUUAAUGAAUUCUACUACAUGUUCACGUACGAGGACAGUCGUGACCUAUUUGGGAUUCCCUACGACAUCGAUAUCUUGCAGUCAGUGUAUCGAGUAAGAGCGCCCAAUGACACGGACGAGUCGUUGGAGGCUCGGCCGCUGUACAAUCGCACCAACAAAUUCUUCAAGGCGCGUUCGCUGGCGGAUCUGAUCAAUGAUGUGGAGGAUGCCCAGGCCAAGGCGGAUCUCCAGGGAGAGCUGGCCCGGAUCAAGAAGCUAUACGAUUCAUUGAGUUCCACGUAUCAGGAUGGCAAACAGGCGGGAACUGCCUCGAGCAGUUUCUUCUCUUAAAGGUGUGACAGGGACUUAUGUUCAAUGUUGGAAAGGCAAUAAGGACCACGCAAGGUGUUUAGGAGUUGGCAACAUCCAUUGCAGAAUUGGAUACCAAAUAUUGGUCGCAUUCAAACCAUGAGACUUUCAGAUAAGCUAAGCAACAAUCGUUUUGACGAGUGGACAAAUGACCACCACCAAGUGC
Messenger RNA from Exophiala mesophila, 961 nucleotides. RefSeq lists its product as uncharacterized. Lineage: Eukaryota; Fungi; Ascomycota; Eurotiomycetes; Chaetothyriales; Herpotrichiellaceae. The record is from RefSeq and is a predicted model, not a curated record. Bases 130 to 777 code for a protein of 215 amino acids. The transcript is spliced from 2 exons. Gene Ontology annotation, molecular function: catalytic activity.